Oryzias latipes (Japanese medaka) is the source of this 5397-nucleotide messenger RNA. The record is from RefSeq and is a predicted model, not a curated record. NCBI's taxonomy places the organism in Eukaryota, Metazoa, Chordata, Actinopteri, Beloniformes, Adrianichthyidae.
CUGAACAGAACUGUAUGUGUACCAAAGGGGAGGGAAGAACGAGGAAGGCGGAGUUGCGUUUUGUACUUUUAUGGGUUGUGGAGAAACCUGCCUUUCUGCUCAGAGUUGGCAGAGGAGGAGCCUGUGGGACUGAGACAAAGGAGGCAUAAACACACUGACACAGGAGGGGAAAAAGAGAAGCUGACGACUGAAAAAGCUUCCCCUUUUUUUUUCCACAAAGAAGACAGACUUCAACUCCUGCUGCUCCUUUUUGUCGGUCGUUUGGAGGAGGGUUGUGUCAGCUGUGCUGGGAUGUGGUUGACAUAUGCUGGCCAUGGUGUGCAGACGCCUGCGUGUUAGUUAGUGUGUGUGUGUGUGCGUGUGUGUGUGUGGAAUGGAAAAGUGGAGCUACCAAGACAAACAGCUCCGCUCUUAGCGCCACGCCAUGGGGGGUUGCCAUAGUUACCCCUCAGCCACGAAGACUGAGAGCAAAGCUGCUUGUGACAUCAGCAAUGAGAAACCGGGAAUCAAUAACAAUAAUCAAGAGGAGCGCCCAUAUCUGCAGGAGCCGCACGUGCGCCACCGGAUCACAGACGCAGACAUGUUUGCGCUCACGGCCCUGCCGCCUGGCGUUGACAAGGCAGAGUGGCUUGCCAGUAACAAAAAACCCAUGUUUGAUUUCUUCCAGCUGUUGCUUUUUUCAAGCACAUAAAUCUGCUAUCCAGCGCGCUGUCGGAGUUCUGCACCACCAGCACGUGCCCAACUGCCUGUGGACCGGGCAACACGGUUUACUUCUGGACUGACGAACAUGGCAGGAGGCUGAAGUGCUCCGCUCCCCUUUACUUUGACUACGCUCUGUCCUACAUUCAGGAGCUACUGACUGACGAAGAUGUGUUUCCCACUAAAGCAGGUGCUGCGUUUCCAACGGGCUUCUUACUCCUCGUCCAAAAGGUCUUUUUGCUUUUGUUUAGGACUCUGGCUCACAUUUACUGGUCUCACUACAAUGAAGCACUUGCGUUGGGUUUGCACCCACACCUUAACACAAUGUUUGCACACCUCACGCUCUUCUGCCACCAGCACGCCCUGCUGGAGUCUGAAGACACGGAGCCACUGCAGCCGCUUAUAACGGCUCUGAGACAGCAAAGAUGAACCCUGAGGGGCAAACAUGAUUCCUCAUCCUCUUCACCAGCUCAUCUCAAAGCUAUUUAUUUGAAGCAGCUUCUUGCCGGUGUGGAUUCAACUAUAAAUUGUGCCAUUCUAUUGUUUUCUUUUCUUUCAAAUGACAGGUCUGAAGCUAUAGGAGUGGAAAAAGGAUGCAGCUACUCUUUUACUUAAAAAAGUUAUUCAGUUACUGUGUCAUUUCAUCCAAAAUAUGUCACAUGUUUGUGUUUUAACAUGCUGUAAUAUUUUUGUUUUCAGGUCAAUUUAAAGUUGUUAUUUUUUUCAAAACUUUUUUUUUAAAUUUUCACCAAAGACAUCCUGUCACUGUGCCUGAAUAUAUUUGAUAGUAACUUAAUGCAGAUACUUUAUAAUCAUGUGUGCAAUUGUGUGUAUUCUAUAAUAAUGAACAUUUGUUAUAAGUUGUUAUAAAAUGCUUUUUAAAUAAAAUGUCUUCUGUCUCCAGACAAGGCAACUAUCGAGUUGAGCAAAAAUGUUUUUAGCUUUGCAACAUAUUACUUCACUGUUGAAACUGAAUUAUGGAUUAAAAAUAAUGUAUGAAGUAUUUACAGUUUUUUAAACGGAAAAACACAACAAUAAAUAUGUAAUUCCACCUUUAUUUACACUUUUUUCAUUUUUUUUUACCACAAACUGUCAUUAUUCUGAAAUAAACUCAUUAACGUUUCCCUAUUUUCUUUUGAUCUCAGUUGUAAUUCCAAGGAAAAUUAAUAUUUAAUCAAACAUUACAUUUUUACAAUUAAAGCACAAUAUAAAGAAUUCCUCCCAGGCCACAAAUGUGAUAACGGGUAUAAAAAAACGAUCAAAACUUGGAAAUAAUGACCUGUUACAGAAUAUUUUGGAAAUGUCAAACAUUUAGGGAACAAAAACAAUUGUAUCCAUUAUACAAUUCUUUUAUGCUGAAACAUGUUUAGUUUAACUGAGCGCUGAUUCCAAUUUACAGAUAAAAAAGGGCUAAAUUGACUUGCAAAAACCGUGAUUCACUUUUGUGGUAGAAUAGCUUAAUAUAUUUAUAAAUUCAGUUUGUCCACAAAAGAACUAUGUCUUUAUCAUUUUACUCAAAAUGUACGGGCAAAACUGGAUUUUCAACCGUUUGAUGCCUGAUUUUGUUUCAAUCUGUAAAACAAAUAACUUUAGCUUUUGAGUUGAGGCUAAAUAAAUUAAAUUUUGGAGCCAAAGUGGUUUGAUCCAUAUUUUCAUCAAUAGGCGCCACACGGUUAAACACCGGAAAUCUAUGUUGUUCUUUCCAAACUAAAGAAAAGGCAACCUCAGGUUAUGGCUGGCUUUAUACCCGAGCAAUAUAGCAACAGGGUUCAGCGACACAAUGAAGAUCCAAAGGCCAAGGAUCCGGAUCGUUUAAAUUUAAAAUUUGCAUUUUGGUGUUUUAAAUAUUAUUUUCCUACACACAAGACCCUGAAAGAUUUGCACAGAGAAUCGUUUUUUAGGUGAAAAAUCUUGAAUUACAAUUGAACUUUUCCCUGAAGACCCAUCAUUCACCACAAAGGGGUUAAAAACACCUCCCUAUUAAGCCUGAUAAUGUCUCAAAUCUCUUACUUAAAUACCUAAAUAUGGGUGAAGCAUCCUGAGGAACUAAAAAAACAAAGAAAAACUGUAACCUAAAUUUGAAAUAAAUAGCCAAAAAGGUAAAGUCUUUUAAUUGUACUUAACAUCACAGUUUGAUCUUCAUAGUCUGAGCUUCUAUGACACAAUGACAUCUCACAUUUCCUUGAAGAAAAAGCAGGAAUUUGCCUUUUGUCAUUUUUGUUGCAGCACUUUGCGAGAACAUUAUUUAUUUUGUGUCCACAUGUCUGCUUUACUUCCUGAUUUCGGGCCAAAGCAUCUAGACUUGUGACUUUUAAGAGGUAAAGAAAGAGUCAUCAAGUCUGAAUGGUGCAGACACACACUUCCAGAGUUGUUCACUGGAUAGAUGGGAGUGUUAAUGUGCGUACUGGGCUGAAUCGAGGCUUGGAAACUGAGCUUAGAUGGUAAUACUUGAAACUGCUGAGUCACAAUUAAGUGCACUCACACAUAGCCCUUUAAUUAAGACCUGAAGCCACCUUCACUUACAGAACAUUCCUUUAAUCAGAUUCCGACUCAUUUUUGUCCUCUUUCAAAGUGAAGUGAUUUCACGGAGAUGCAGCUCCUCCUUCUCUCUUUUUUUCUCUCCCAAAUAUGAUUAAUCAAGAGACACCAGAGACACAACUGAACUGAAUGAACUCUCAACAAUUUUCAGGGUGGCAGAUUAUUCUCCAUAUCAAAUAAUCUUACUCAAUAUCUGUGUUGGAGGUUUGGUUUCUAUCCCUCAUUCUUGAUUUGUGAAUGACGAUAUUGUAAAGUCAAUCCAGUCUAGUCGCAUCUGAAGACUUAUAGUAUUUCAAAUUUGUGAUCAUUCUGCAUCUUCUUUAGAUUAAUCUCCUUGAAAAAAAAAGAAUACUAAAAACUCUUUAAAAACAAACAGUAACAUCCUCAGCUGUGCAAAAGAUCAGAAAAAUCCUAAAAUGUACAUUGUAAGUUACUGAGAGCUGCAUCUGGUGGGAAAAACAGUUCCAUAACGUUAUUGGGCUUUCAAUUUGAAAAUCCAUGAGUAAAAAAAAACAUUAAUGUUAAAUUAUUGUGGUGGUUCUUUCUUAAUUGUACCAUUAAGUGACAACUUUUCCAUAAAAAAAACAAUAAAAAUGUCAAUAAGAAGAAACAAAUCAGUCUUUUUUUUCUUCUACGAGUGGUUUGAGGUAAGUGGAACUGUCCAGGUUUAAUUAGGUUGUUGGGUCCAUGCGAGGUUAAGUUGCUGAGAAGGACAAAGCAGUAAGCCGUCCCCCUCCCACCUCCUCCUUUUCCUCCAGCACGCCUUUAUAAAUGAAAACACUCAAGUUUCACCAAUUUGUGCUGCUCAGACGUUGACAUUUUCAGUGUGUAAAGGAUGCUUUGGUUGCUCCUUGCGAUGCUAACACAGCCAGCCAUCCAUAAGUGACUAUUUACCCGAUGGAAGCCACUUCAGGCGCAGUGUGUCUCUCCUCUUCCGCCAUGUGUGCCUCCUCUCCAGCAUGGCUCUGCGCUCUGCUUCUCCUCCUGUCUCUGCAGCUCCAGGCUCUGGGAGCUCAACGACACAGUUUGAGUUCAUCCAGAAUCUACAAUUUUCCAAAACCAUCACAUCCCAGCGUUUCACCUACCGAGUCUGACCUCUCGCUUUCCGUCAACAACCGGAUCGUGCAGGAAGGUUCACAGAUCCUCUGGAGGGCCCCGCCAGACAAGGAAGCUUUGCUUCAUCGAAACCAGAAUGUGUUUUCGGAGUCAAAGAUGUGGCAACGGGGACUACGACGCCGUCGCCAUGCCAACGGCAGCAAUGGAAGGGGCCACAUGAUGAGGGUGGGGUGUGUCCUGGGCACCUGUCAAGUGCAGAACCUCAGCCAUCGACUGUACCAGCUGAUUGGACAGAGCGGGAAGGAAGACUCGUCCCCCAUCAAUCCACGCAGUCCUCACAGCUACGGCUAAGUUCACUCCGCCAGGACUCCCAACACAAAGCAUCAGCAUCUGCUGUUUGACAAGUAAUGUAGGCAGGUCCCUGUUUUUUUUUUUUUAAAUCACAUAAGAAAAUCCAAAAAUUAGAAGGAGAAAGAGAUUUUCUGAAUGUAGCAGGAAGUUGUAGCUUGGAGGUAGAAGCUUCUGAACUUGUGCAAUAUGAAUGUUGCCUAUGAUGACCAAUGGAGGGUCUUUGCUAACCAAGUCACCUUUCUCUGCUUUGAUGUUUCUAUUUAGUUUCGACAAAAACUCUUUAUUUUCAUAAUUUUCACCACUUUCGUGCCUCACAACUUAAUGCUAGAUGAGAAAAAGGGCAAAGUGACUUCAGAUCAGCUGGAGCAUGAGUGUUUAGGAAAAGACCAUGUGGAUGAGGAGGUCACGUAUGCUUUUUUUUAACUACCUUUUGGGAAAAGAAAAUGUUUAAGAUUCCAGUUUGUCAGUAUGACUAAGAAGAUUAUGUCAUUUGUAGACAUCUUCCUUGGAAAAACAGUAAAAAUGUGAUGAUUAAGAUGAUUUGAUAUAGCUUUUUUACAAACUAACUCAUGUCAGAAAACUUCUACUUUCACCACAGCAAUUACAACAUGAAUGUAAAAUGUCUUUAACCUUCAACAAAUGUUACUCCACAUCUGGAGAGGAUACUUUUUGGAUACAUUAUCUAACAGACUCCAAGGCGAACUGUAGAAAUGUGGCAUCCAUAGAGAAGAGUACAAGCAAAACUGCAAAAAA